This is a messenger RNA of Odobenus rosmarus divergens (Pacific walrus), 2083 nucleotides long. RefSeq names its product galactokinase 2 (gene GALK2). Bases 210 to 1562 code for a protein of 450 amino acids. Gene Ontology annotation, molecular function: galactokinase activity; ATP binding. Gene Ontology annotation, cellular component: cytosol; cytoplasm. The transcript has 10 exons. Lineage: Eukaryota; Metazoa; Chordata; Mammalia; Carnivora; Odobenidae. Gene Ontology annotation, biological process: carbohydrate phosphorylation; galactose metabolic process. The record is from RefSeq and is a predicted model, not a curated record.
GGUUGGUGCCUUAGCAACUAAACCUAGCAACUGGGGAAUCGUCUAGUGCUGAGGAUCUCUGCUGAAGGGCCUUGGAAACCUUGCGCUCACACUGAGCAGUUUCCAGCCUCCUGGGCAAGGGAACAGUCUCUUCCCUUGCCUGGGACUCUGGAACCAUUUCAUUCUGGUGAAAGUAAGAGUCAGAAGCCUUUCGCGGAGAAAAGGCUGACAUGCCCGUCCUAUUUGACAGAUUGCUGAAGCUAAAGGAGAUGUUUAACUCUAAGUUUGGAUCCAUUCCCAAGUUUUAUGUUCGAGCACCAGGAAGAGUCAACAUAAUAGGAGAACAUAUAGAUUAUUGUGGAUAUUCUGUUCUUCCUAUGGCUGUAGAACAAGAUAUGUUAAUAGCUGUGGAACCUGUGAAAACACAAACUCUUCAACUAGCCAACACAAAUCCCUUGUACCCGGACUUCAGUACUAGUGCUAAUAAUAUUCAGAUUGACAAAACCAAGCCUCUGUGGCACAACUAUUUCCUAUGUGGAUUUAAAGGAAUUCAGGAACACUUUGGUCUUAGCAACCUGAGUGGAAUGAAUUGCUUGGUAGAUGGAAACAUCCCACCGAGUUCUGGACUCUCCAGCUCCAGUGCUCUGGUCUGUUGUGCUGGCUUGGUGACACUCACAGUGCUGGGAAUGAACCUAUCCAAGGUGGAACUUGCGGAAAUCUGUGCCAAGAGCGAGCGUUAUAUCGGCACUGAAGGAGGAGGGAUGGACCAGUCCAUAUCAUUUCUUGCAGAAGAAGGAACUGCCAAGUUGAUAGAAUUUAGUCCUCUGAGGGCAACUGAUGUGAAACUCCCAAGUGGAGCAGUAUUUGUGAUUGCCAACAGUUGUGUGGAAAUGAAUAAGGCAGCAACUUCUCAUUUCAAUAUCAGGGUGAUGGAGUGUCGGCUCGCUGCAAAGCUCCUGGCUAAAUACAGAGGCUUGCAGUGGGAUAAAGUACUGCGACUAGAGGAGGUGCAGGCCAAACUUGGAGUCAGUCUGGAAGAAAUGCUGUGGAUCACAGAGGAUGCCCUUCACCCUGAACCCUAUAGCCCUGAGGAGGUCUGCAGGUGUCUGGGAAUUAGCCUACAGGAGCUUCGAACCCAGAUUUUGAGUCCAAACACUCAAGAUGUGCUCAUCUUCAAACUCUACCAGCGGGCAAAGCACGUGUACAGCGAGGCUACGCGGGUGCUCCGGUUUAAGAAGAUAUGUGAGGAAGCACCUGACAACACGGUCCAGCUGCUGGGGGAGUUAAUGAACCAGAGCCACACGAGCUGCCGGGACCUGUGCGAGUGCAGCUGCCCCGAGCUGGACCAGCUGGUGGACAUCUGUCGGAAGUUUGGGGCUCAAGGGUCACGACUCACUGGAGCAGGAUGGGGAGGCUGCACAGUAUCACUAGUACCUGCUGACAAGCUGACCAGCUUCCUAGCAAACGUGCACGAAGCUUAUUACCAGAGGAGCGACCGAAACGUAACAUCUGAGAAGCAGAGUUUGUUUGCUACCAAACCUGGAGGCGGGGCUUUGGUUUUCCUUGAGGCCCAAACAAUGUAGAAAAUCUCAGAGAAACUAUUUAGGGCAUUUAGGCACUGGCAGAACUUCUUAUGCCACAGUAAAUUAAUCCUCUUUCUGUUUUGUAUUAUGAUGAACGGUUGCUAUUAUCAAGAUGUAUUUCCAAAGAAAUGGUUGAAAGCUCUCUAUGCUUCAUAAUGAUUAUUUUUCCAUUUUAAAAUAUGUUUCUACCAGUAAGAGCCAAAGUUAUGCUUGGACAGUUCCCUUAAGGAUGAUUUACUGAGAUUUACUGAUUUCAGGAUUUUUAAAGAUGAAUGAUAAAAGACAUUCAAUACUGACCCCAUGGAUUGGCGUUGAAUUAAACAUACUGCUACAAUUAAAAGGAUACAAUUGCAUUGUAUGCCAUAUUCUUAAACACAGUUCAUUUCUGGUUUCUCUGGACUUUCUUCUUCUUCAUAGUUGUAGUCUUCUGUUGAUGAUGAUGAUGAGAGUGAUGCCAGAAACUCUUUCUUGGCUCGAGCUUCAGAACGCUAUUAAAAUAAUACGUUAUUAAAGAUUCAUAA